AUGGGUAUUUACAUGAAGAUUUUUGAGGCCAUCGCAGCUGGUCUUCUGCCCGCCUUCCCCGCCCGCCCCAGAGCGCGGCAGCAGCGCAGCCCCCCCCCGGACAGGCAGCCGAGGGGCGGCGGCCAUGACGCGUCUCUGCCGCGGCGCAGGCGCGAUCGCGACCUUGGCAGCGGCUCGGCCGGGAGGCGCUCGAGCGUCCCGAGAUGGCGGCACCAAGGGCGGGAGAAAGGAGCCGCGUGGCCCGUGCCCCGGACCGGCUGUUGGGCACCCCGAGGCCGCAGCGGCGGGAUUGUCCGUGAGCAGGGACGGAGAUGGACCCAGCCCAGCGCGUGGAAAUGGAUCUCUCCAGCUGAACGCUCAGGUGAAGCGAGCAGAGAGUGUGCCCAGCAUGAACCAGGUGACCUGCACAUCUCCAGGGCAGAGCAACACGGGAGCAGCAGGGAGAGGUGGCUUUGUCCUGGAGGUUCCAGGAGCUCGGGGUGGAUAUGUGAGCCUGCAGCUCCAGGCUGCCGCAGGACCCAAGGGCUGCACACACCCAGAGCGUACAGGUUCGCUCGUAUUGUGAUUUGCAAAUGGCACGGCAAAUGCCACGAGAGCAGCUGCGGAAGGUGGCUCAGAAGCAAUGACAAGAAUGUGCUGCAAAGUUGGGUCCAGCAGUCCAGCUUCCCGACACGCCAAUUCUGAAGCACUGAGCAGAGCCGAUCUCUGAGAGCUGACACGGGAGCUCUGGUGAGGACAGUUGCUCCCCUGCCUCGGUGUGGGACCUGCUGAGCUGCCGUUCCUGUGGUGGGAGUGUUUCUCCUCUCAUCCAGGCAAGCCAGAGACCUCCUAGGGAAGGGGCAGCAGAGUGCAGCCGCCCAAGAAAGGAUUUUUUGCAGCUCAGCCAGAUGUUCUCCUGCCUCCCGCCAAGACCCUGAGAUGGAGCUGAGUUUGCAUUCCAAUUUAUUGGAACAGAGGCUCAUCAGAAGUUUCCUCAGCUAUCUGAGGCACAGAGCCCUGGAGCCAAGACAGCGUGAAGACUGAAAUUGUAAGAAGAUGUGGAGGGAAACAGAGAAUCUGACGGGAGCAUCGAACGCACAAGUGCACAAAUUUUGCUUGGAUUUAAACUCAGAAGUUGUAAGGAAUUUGGGAAUGAGAAGGGACAUUUCAGAAGGAGAAGAAGUUGUUGUUACAGUCCUGGCAUAAUCUUUUGUUCUAGCUAAUAAAGGAAGUUAGUUUAAAUUAAAAAAAAAGAAAAAAAUGUGGGGUUUUUUUCUUCACUAUUAUAUUCAUUGGUGGUAUAUGGUGUGUUGUUUUAUUUCUUGGUAUUAUUAACUCUGUGUAAAUUGUUUUUGGAGUGAAGCUAACUUUCUGGAUGGGUUGGUUUGUAUUUGAGGUAGGAUUAAUUACAAUAGGUUUCUUUAAUAGAGUUCUGAUAGGUAUUACUUGGAUUUUGGUUUUGUUUGCUGUAUAUAUAAACAUACACAUUUGGUAGGGCCAGCUUGGCUGCUGGAGUUUAGCAAAUGACCUAAAUUGUUUUUUUGUUACAUCCUAUGAUCAGUUUUAGGCAGUGACUUUAUACUGCUUUUAGGAUUUUCUUAUGCAAUGGUGAGAAAAUAGGCAGGUCUGAUACUUGUUUGACUUUUUUUGUACUUAAUGUUUCAUGAAAUUCUGUAAGCCAAGCGAUCUACUGGUUAAACUAUA
Molecule: messenger RNA, 1683 nt
Organism: Melospiza melodia melodia
Lineage: Eukaryota; Metazoa; Chordata; Aves; Passeriformes; Passerellidae
Exons: 8
Coding region: 1-684 (227 amino acids)
Source: RefSeq, a predicted model, not a curated record